CUCUCUCUCUCUCUCACUUACUAUCCCUCACAACAGCAACAAUACCAACCAAAAAAAAAAGGAAAAAAUAGAGAUUUUUUUUUCACUAAAAACAACAAAGAGAUUCGAAGUAUUGUUGUAGUGUUGUUGUGUGUACAGGGCUCUCCCUCUUCUCUCUUUGCUUUCACCGCCCUACGUUUGUGCCCACCCACAGCAACUCAGAGUGAAGAAGCUGGAUGAUGGCUACGGCUGCAGUGAUCGGGCUAAGCGCCGGGAACCGGCUUCUGAGCACUUCAUUUUAUCCGUCCGACCUUUCCGAGAAGCUGUUUGGUGUUCCAGAUCAUGGACCAAUGCAAUUUUCAUCUGCCGCAAGCAAAAGCGCGAUAAUUGCUCAAAAAUCUCCUAAUUUCGGCCCAAACGCUUCGUCGAACCGACAGAUGCGAGCUAUUAAGGCGCUUAAAGAGCACGCGCAUUCCGCCGCCACUUCAACCACCGAGAAUUGGCUCAAUACGCCCGAAAUUUCACCGGAUGAUGAUCCCGACCUCGAGAAUUCUCUGGAAGUCCUUGUCUUGUUGCAAAAAUCUAUGCUGGAAAAGCAAUGGGAACUUCCAUUUGAUCAAAUGAAAACUUUUACUGAACCCGCAGAAAAGAAUAAUAAGGUCGAAGUAACUCGUUCGGGGGUUUCUGCGAGGCAAAGGAGAACAGAUACUCGGAGGAGGUUUUCGAUAAUGCCAUUGAAUCGAGGAAAGCAGAUACGUUCUACUGUUAGUCCCGAACUGCUUCAGGCUCGCAACAGAGGUUACGUGAAGGGGAUGGUAAGCGAAGAUUUGCUUACUCAUGCUGAAGUUGUGAACUUGUCGAAGAAAAUAAAGGACGGUCUUUAUCUCAAGGAGCAUCGAGCAAAAUUAAAAGAAAAACUGGGCACCGAACCUUCUGAUAAGCAACUGGCGUGUUCGCUGAGGAUGUCGCGUGCUGAAUUGCAUUCAAGAUUGUUUGAAUGUUCGCAGGCGAGGGAGAAGCUAGCAAUGAGUAAUAUUCGGUUGGUGAUAUCUAUUGCACAAAAAUAUGACAAUUUGGGUGCCGAGAUGGCCGACCUCAUUCAGGGUGGUUUGAUCGGAUUACUUCGUGGGAUCGAGAAGUUUGAUUCGUCCAAGGGCUUUAAAAUUUCGACUUACGUAUACUGGUGGAUACGUCAGGGUGUUUCACGAGCAUUGGUUGAGAACUCGAGAACUCUGAGACUACCCACACAUUUGCAUGAAAGGUUAAGCUUGAUUCGAAAUGCAAAGAUCAGGUUGGAAGACAAGGGAAUUACACCAUCUAUCGAUAAACUUGCAGAAUCCCUGAACAUGUCACAAAAGAAAGUGCGGAACGCUACGGAGGCUGUUAAUAAGGUACUUUCUCUCGAUCGGGAAGCCUUUCCCUCUCUAAAUGGCCUUCCAGGGGAGACGCUUCACAGCUAUAUUGCAGAUAGGAAUCUGGAGAACAACCCCUGGCAUGGAUUUGAAGAGUGGUCUGUUAAGGACGAAGUUAACAAGCUUCUUCACUUAGCACUUAAUAAGCGGGAGAGAGACAUCGUACAGCUCUAUCACGGUCUCGGCGGCGAAAGCCGCACAUGGGAGGAUAUUAGUAGACAGUGAGUUGCUUCUCUCGUCACGGAUAUUUGAUAACUCAAAGUUUGGUUUGUCGAGGGAACGGGUUCGACAAGUCGGGCUCGUAGCCAUGGAGAAACUCAAACACGCGGCGAGGAAGAGGCGGUUGGACGCGAUGCUGGCGAAGCAGUGAGUAUAUACGGUAUCAAACCGAAAUUGCGCAGCGACUGUAUAUACAAGAAAAAGAAGCUAAAAACAGGAGACCAUCUAUCAUUUUGAGAUUUAUUGGUCAAUCAAGAAGUAAUUAGUUAUACGUGUACAUGUGUGACAAAAAUGGAGAGAUUUAGCCUUAAUCUUUAAAGCUGUAAUCUGAUUAGAAAUGCUCACUUGAAAUAAUAUGAGUUACUUUUUUUUGUCAAAAUUUUUAA
Molecule: messenger RNA, 1996 nt
Organism: Ananas comosus (pineapple)
Lineage: Eukaryota; Viridiplantae; Streptophyta; Magnoliopsida; Poales; Bromeliaceae
Product: RNA polymerase sigma factor sigA
Exons: 10
Coding region: 216-1616 (466 amino acids)
Biological process (GO): regulation of DNA-templated transcription; DNA-templated transcription initiation
Molecular function (GO): DNA-binding transcription factor activity
Source: RefSeq, a predicted model, not a curated record